AUUAAAAGUUCAUAAAUUUUCGAUAAAAUUAAUAUUUCUUGUAUAGUCAUUCUCAUUUCUCAUUGCAUGCAAUUCAGAUUGAACUUAACCUAUUUUUAACAGUUGAGUAUUGCUUAACCUCUUACAUUUAUUGUUUUCUAUCGUUUAUGUAAAUAAAUUCAUCUAGAAAACUAUAUAGUUUAUGAUUAUUUUAUUAAAAAAAAAAAUUAAAUUGCUUAUAAUCGUUAAUUACAUUAACAUGCUAGAGAAUCAUUUUUUAUAACCUUUUCAGUUUAGUAGGAGAUAUUUAAAGAUUAUAUAAUAUAUACAUAUUUGAUACUUUCAAUAAACUAUUAGUACCAUUAUGAGUAAUCCAACAAAUAAAUUGCGGAUACUUGCAAUUCAUGGAUAUGCUCAAUCAGAUGUUAUUUUUAAAUCAAAAUUAGGUUCUAUAAGAAAAGGAUUUAAAAAAGAGGUUGAUCUUAUAUUUUUAAGAGCUCCGCAUAAAGUUUCAAUGAAAAAUAAUUUUAAUAUUGAUGUAGAAGAAGAAGCAUACGGAUGGUGGUUUAAUACAGAAGAUUAUAUAUUUAAAGCAACUGUUCCAAGUAAUUUAGCUGUAGGUUUUGAAGAUAGUGUGGCUGUAAUAGAAAAAGCAUUUCAAGAAUCUGGUCCUUUUGAUGGCAUUCUAGGCUUUUCACAAGGUGCAGCAUUUGCUACUCUACUUUGUUUUAUGUACGAAAAGAAUUUAUUGCAAAUUAAGUUUGAUUUUGCAAUUAUUAUAUCAGGAUUUAAAUCAUUAUGUACACCUCAUGCAGCAUAUUAUAAUGGAAAAAUAAACAUACCCUCUUUACAUAUCUAUGGAAAAACUGAUCAAGUUAUACCAACAGAAAUGGCAAAAGAAAUUUGUGAAAUGUUUAUAAAUAAAACAAAUAUAAUACAUGAAGGUGGUCAUUAUAUACCAAGUAAAAAAGAAUAUUAUAAAGAAUUUAUUAUAGAAAUGUUCUUAAAUAAAAACAAAAGUAAUUAAUAUCUGUUUAGACAUAUAUCACAUGAAUAUAAAAAACAGUAUCAUAAUAUAUGGUCUAUAAACAUUUAUGUAGACUAUAAAAUAUAAGUACCAUUGAGCGAUAUUAGUAAAUUUAUUUAAAUCAAUAAUAAGUAAACAUUGUACAAUAUGCACUAGAGAUGAGAUUCAGUAACAUUUUAUAUUUAAACUUGUAUAUGGUAAUCAAAAUAAGAGAGCAAGAACACAAAUCAAGAUGAUUUUAUAAAAUAAUACAUAAUUAUUUACUGUUUUACAUUAAUCAUUAUAUGAUUAAAAGUUUAAUUGUUUUAUAAAAGCCACCACUAAUUUUAAAUGUUCAGUAUUUGAAAACUUAAAUUACAUGUGUAUUAAAAAUGUAUUAAAUAGUGCCUCACUUUAAUAGAAUAGAAUAUGUUAAUUGCUUAGCUUAAUUAUUCAUGCAUACUUUCGUACAAAUUUUAUGUUUAUGUUAUGUAUAUAUUUUAUGUAUAGCAAGUUAAAUGCUCAAGUAGAUAUCAACUGCCUUGGUUUAUAUGCUUGAUUACUCAUUAUUUUUAAUUUCAAGAUAUGUAGAUUUAUAUAGUCUACCAUUGCAGUAAUGAUCUAGAAAUGUUAGCAUUUUGUUCAAAUCCUCUUAGUAAUACCUACAGUAUUGAACAUUCUAUGAUGAAUGUAUGUAAAUAAGUAAUUAAAUUAACUUAUUGCACUAUA
This is a messenger RNA of Frieseomelitta varia, 1714 nucleotides long. Its product is annotated as esterase CG5412. The coding region runs from base 344 to 1006 and encodes 220 amino acids. The transcript has 5 exons. NCBI's taxonomy places the organism in Eukaryota, Metazoa, Arthropoda, Insecta, Hymenoptera, Apidae. Gene Ontology annotation, cellular component: cytoplasm; nucleus. The record is from RefSeq and is a predicted model, not a curated record. Gene Ontology annotation, biological process: response to retinoic acid.